UUUGCCUUGAGCCGCAAGUGCUUGUGAAGCGCAGAGCAGUCAGAAAAGCGGCGGAUUGAGAGCAUAACGGGCUGAUCCCUCUCUGGUUUGACCUGAAACUUCUCGGCUCGGCCCGGCCCAGGAUGUGGCUCUUUGAGGCUGUUCAGUUCAGCGGGCGGUGAGUGAAUGAAUGGAAGCGACGCCGAUAAGGACCCACUUUUUGCGCGGACUUAUUUGAUUCUUCAACUACACGCAGACAGCGAUGGAGGCUGGACAGUGAACAGCAGUACCUGAGUGGUGAAGAUGCAGCACACCACAUGCACAGAGGACCGGAUCCAGCAUGCUCUGGACCGCUGUCUGGACGGGCUGAGACAGAGUCCCACAGCGGCUCAGCACUGGAACGUGCUGAUGUGCUCUGCUGGUCAGUCGAUGAAUCGCUGGAGCUUGGAGGAGCUCGUCAAAAGAGAUCCUGAGAACUUCCUCAUCCUUUUGCAACAGAUCAUCAGGAAGACUAAAGAGGCUCAGGAUCAGUGUCAGUAUGAACUGGUGGCUCCCCUCGCCAUUAUGUUCACUUCCACCCUGCUGCAGACUCCAUAUUGUCCCCCAGACACUGAGCUGCUGGAGGAAGCCUUGGAGGUGUUUUACAGCUUCCUCACUUGGCCGGAGCCGUACUGCAGUGUGUGCAGAGAGCUCCUCUCCAUGCUGCAGAUGGAGAUCAAGGCACCUGGAAUUUCCUUUCAGAGGCUGGUUAGAGAAGAGCAGGGUCUGAACAGCUCGGACUAUACUUCAAAGACCAUCAGUACUGUGCUGCUGAUGAACCCCGAUGAGGUUCCUGCCGACUUUCUCGCCGUGGCCGAGCAGCUGAGUCGCAUUCAGCACUCGCAGAAAGACACCUACAUCACCUUGAUUAAACACGCCUUCCAGUCUGCGCUGGGCACCAAGUAUCCUCUGCAAAUUAUCCACAAGGCCCUGGAGCCAAAAACUGUGAGCGAGCUGAAGGAGAUUUUCUCCUUGGUGAGCGACAUCUUGGAGACGGCCGCCAUGAGUGAUCCGGGUACAGCUCGAAGUCAUGUUAUCCAAGAACUGGAGCGUUUGAGGAAGACACUUAAAAUCCCUUCGUCUAAUGGGAGGAUGUCUGAUGGAAACCUUCAGACUUUACCUUUACCCACAGCCAAAACGUACAUGUUUCACUGGGAAAAGGAUAACUUCGACGUUCUCCACACCAUUGUGGACCUUGACGUUGAUGAAUUUGGCGCCUCUGAGGAGGCUGUGGAGGAAAAGGAGGAUGAUUCUGAUGACGAGCAGGAUGGGACCGAAGAUGACGAGGAAGGUCGAGAAGUGGGUUCUUCUCUAGUCUGUAAUGGCAGUCACCGUGUCUCUACCUUUUCCACUAUCUCCUCCACCUCUACCACCUCCAAAGACUCCAUGUUCUCCACCAUGUCUCUGACCUCCGAGUCCUACCCUCCUUCCCUAUUCUCUGUCACAUCUGGGGUUGACAGCGACUACUUCGACGACUCCGACGACUACAUCAGCUCCUCUCCUGUAGCUGAGAAGUAUUCUCCGAAGUCGAGCAAGGUGUCGACUCGCCUCAGCCAGCACCUCCACCGACUAUUUAUUAAACCCAAGAAUCCCAGGAUGCUCUCCAGGGCUAAGAGCUUGGGCAACUCUGAAUCUAAAGACAUUCUGGUGGUGCGGGAGACUCGCUCCAACUCUCUGCCCCAGCAGGUGAAAUUAUUCAGCUCUGAUUCUCUGCCAAGGCUCCAAAACCAAGCGCUACAACACAUCUGCUUUCGAAGGAGGCCCAUCCUGAGCAGCGAUGAGGACAAUAAGAGUACCACGUUAAGAGUGGUGGUGUUCGGUGCGGAUCAUGUAGCAGGGAAGGUGGCCCGGGCUUACAGCAGCUUGAGGAGGAAAGAGAGCACAUGUCCUCGUCUUACAAGAGCCUUUAACCUGCAGUUCUACUUUGUGCCGGUCAAGAGAGACUCAGGAUUCGGUCAUCGGAGGUCUUCCACUCCUUUGCCUCAAACUGGAUCUCCGAAAGGAUCAGGCCUUUCCUGGGACCAGAACCACACAGGCACAGGCGACAGCACUAAUGACAUUGCACAUCUCCUGGGCAUGUUGGACCCGUGGUACGAAAGAAACACCCUCAGUCUCCUCAAGUUGCCUACCAACGUCGUCUGCCAGCAAACCUCAAAAACUGAGUCGGCCUCCUACGAUAGCUCCUAUGAGCAGCGUCUGCCCAUCCUGGCCGACUUGGUUCUGUACUACUGCCGCUACGCAGCACGUCCGGCUCUCAUCCAGCUUUAUCAGGCUGAGCUGAUGUUGGCAUGUGGAGAGAGGAGGACCGAGGUGUUUGUUCACUCCCUGGAGCUGGGUCACACCGCAGGAACACGAGCCAUCAAGGCCAUGGGUGCUGCCAGCAAACGCUUCGGCAUUGAUGGAGACAGAGAAGCAGUGCCUCUUACACUCGAGGUGGUUUACAACAGGGUGGUUGUUAGUGGAAGAAGCCAGUGGAAAAGAGAAACCAAAGUCUGUACUUCAAUGAACUUGAUCAAAGCAUGCAAGAACCCUGAGGAACUAGAUUCGAAGAUGGAGUGUCUGCAGCUCACCAUGACUGAGGUCCUGAAGAGACAGAACGGCAAAAGCAAGAAGGGCUACAACCAGCAGCUCACCAUGACUGAGGUGAAGGUGGACAAGGUGCAGGUCAGUGGAGCUGGAAACACGACGUUUGCUGUUUGUCUGGACCAGGAUGAAAAGAAGAUACUGCAAAGUGUCACCAGAUGUGAAAUAUCUGUGUGCUACAAACCUGACAGCUCCACUGACUGGAGGCUAAGAAAAUCCCAGGCCUCUGCUCAGAUCCAGCCUCUCAACCCAACCUUCUGCUCUCUGCUCUGCCUACCCAUCGUAACCUUCAGCGGGGCUCUGCCCUGAAAACGUUCAUCACUGGUGUCACUGGAUUCUAUCGGAAAGAUCUUCAGCAUUGCCAUUCAUUGUACACUUUGCACACACUGCAGGAGGAAAAGCACUCAGGACUUUACGUGGUUGUGCCUGUUUGUUGUUUUGUUUUUUUAAUAGUUGGAUUCAAUCCAAUAUGGCUGACUUUGAAUGCAGGUUUUGGAAACUAAGCCCUUGCACAAUGAACUCCGGGCUUGGCUGUCCUCUGACCACACCAGUACUCUUUACUCGUAUUAAACCAAGAGUGUCUGGAGACAGGAUGGGUUUUAUCUGUGCAAUGCAGGCCUUUGCUGUUAUAAAAGAACGUUUUAAGUUUGACUGCUUUGUUCUGAGUUCCUCUUUUUGAGUUUGUAGACAGAACUGACUUUGACCACAUUUACAUUAGAACAUAUAAUGGUUGAUCAGGGUAAAUAUUAAAAUUAACAGGUAAGAUGGGAUUUACUCUGGAAUCACCAUGACAACGUGUUUUGGUCAAGCCACAUGACCAUCAAUUCUGACCCAUUGCAGAUUAUUUGACAAAAUCUGAGAAAGCACACUAUAAGAUGUACAACAUGUAAAUUCUUUGGUCUUAAGAUAUUUCAUAUUCCAUGUACUAUAACUUUUAUUUGAUUCAAUUAUGUUUUUAUGUGUAUCAUAAUCUGAUAAUAUUUCUCCCAAGGAGCUACUUCUGUCGCAGUUUUAACCGCAGCUAUAAAUAUGACCACUAGGGGUCUCUGUUGACUUUUCAUUAAACCUCCACUCUAUGGCACAUGUAAACAUAAUUUGAAAUCUCUGUAAGUACUGUAAUAUAUCAUGGGGCAAAGUAAUUACAAUCCAACUUUAAGAUGAUAAAAUGAUCAAGAAUAGAGAUGGAUAUGAUGGUGCUGCAAAAUGCACUCACAAGGACAUCUUCCUAUGUAACUGAUUACCGAUAACUGCACUUUCUGAAAAUAUAAUACAGCGCAUAACAAUAAAAUGUAUUUUGUAA
Molecule: messenger RNA, 3901 nt
Organism: Xiphophorus maculatus (southern platyfish)
Lineage: Eukaryota; Metazoa; Chordata; Actinopteri; Cyprinodontiformes; Poeciliidae
Gene: pik3r5
Product: phosphoinositide-3-kinase regulatory subunit 5
Exons: 18
Coding region: 283-2910 (875 amino acids)
Biological process (GO): G protein-coupled receptor signaling pathway; positive regulation of MAP kinase activity
Cellular component (GO): phosphatidylinositol 3-kinase complex, class IB
Molecular function (GO): 1-phosphatidylinositol-3-kinase regulator activity
Source: RefSeq, a predicted model, not a curated record